Molecule: messenger RNA, 2628 nt
Organism: Oncorhynchus nerka (sockeye salmon)
Lineage: Eukaryota; Metazoa; Chordata; Actinopteri; Salmoniformes; Salmonidae
Exons: 4
Coding region: 1-2628 (875 amino acids)
Source: RefSeq, a predicted model, not a curated record
AUGCACGACUCCAACACCAUCAUUACGCUUGUCGAUGACACGACGUUGGUAGACCUUAUCACAGAUGACAAUGAAACAGCCAAUGGGGAGGAGGUCAGAGUCCUGGUAGUGUGGUGCCAAGACAACAACCUCUCCAUCAACUUGGUCCAUAGCCACCCCAACACGCCCCGGUACCCACACCCCAACACGCCCCGGUACCCACACCCCAACACGCCCCGGUACCCACACCCCAACACGCCCCAACACACCCCAACACGCCCCGGUACCCACACCCCAACACGCCCCGGUACCCACACCCCAACACGCCCCAACACGCCCCGGUACCCACACCCCAACACGCCCCCCACACCCCAACACGCCCCGGUACCCACACCCCAACACGCCCCAACACGCCCCCAACACGCCCCCAACACACACCCCAACACGCCCCGGUACCCACACCCCACGCCUGCACACGCCCCACGGUACCCACACCCCAACACGCCCCAACACGCCCGGCCCUGGUACCCACACCCCAACACGCACGCCUGCACCGGUACCCACACCCCAACACGCCCACGCCUGUACCCACACCCCAACACGCCCGCCCGUACCCACACCCCAACACGCCCCCCACACCCCAACACGCCCGUACCCACACCCCAACACGCCCCGGUACCCACACCCCACCCCCAACACGCCCCGGUACCCCACACCCCACCCACACCCCAACACGCCCGGUACCCACACCCCAACACGCCCGGGCCCGGUACCCACACCCCCAACACGCCCCAACACGCCCCAACACGCCCCACCCCAACACGCCCGGUACGCCCCAACACGCCCCCGGUACCCACACCCCAACACGCCCGGUACCCACACCCCAACACGCCCCCCAACACGCCCGGUAACCACACCCCAACACGCCCGGUACCCACACCCCCAACACACCCUAACACGCCCCUAACACGCCCCAACACGGUACCCACACCCCAACACGCCCGGUACCCACACCCCAACACGCCCCCGGUACCCACACCCCAACACGCCCGGUACCCACACCAACACCCCAACACGCCCCCAACACACCCCAACACGCCCCCCAACACGCCCGGUACCCACACCCCAACACGCCCACACCCCAACACGCCUGGUACCCACACCCCAACACGCCCGGUACCCACACCCCAACACGCCCGGUACCCACACCCCAACACACCCGGGUACCCACACCCCAACACGCCCCAACACGCCCCAACACGCCCCAACACGCCCCAACACGCCCCAACACACGCCCCGGCCCGGUACCCCCCACACCCCAACACGCCCCGGCCUAACCGCCCGGUACACCCCAACACGCCCCAACACGCCCCGGUACCCACACCGCCAACACGCCCCGGUACCCACACCCCAACACGCCCCACGGUACCCACCCCAACCCCAACACGCCCGCCCGUACCCACACCCCAACACACCCCAACACGCCCAACACGGUACCCACACCCCAACACGCCCGGUACCCACACCCCAACACGCCCGGCCCGGUACCCACACCCCAACACACCCCAACACGCCCGCCCGUACCCACACCCCAACACGCCCGGUACCCACACCCCAACACCCCAACACGCCCGGUACCCACACCCCAACACGCCCGGUACCCACACCCCAACACGCCCGGUACCCACACCCCAACACGCCCGGUACCCACACCCCAACACGCCCGGUACCCACAACCCCAACACGCCCCAACGCCCCGGUACUCCACACCCCAACACGCCCACCCACACCCCAACACGCCCGGUACCCACGCCCCAACCACACCCCAACACGCCCGGUACCCCACCCCCAACACGCCCGGUACCCACACCCCAACACGCCCGGUACCCCCCACACACCCAACACGCCCACGCCCAACACGUACCCACACCCCAACACGCCCGCCCCCGGUACCCACACCCCAACACGCCCGGCCUGCCCACACCCCAACACGCCCGGUACCCACACCCCAACACGCCCCGCCCCCCACACCCCAACACGCCCGGUACCCACACCCCAACACACCCCCAACACACGCCCCGGUACCCACACCCCAACACACCCCCAACACGCCCGUACCCACACCCCACGCCACACGCCUGGUACCCACACCCCAACACGCCCGGUACCCACACCCCAACACGCCCCACGCCCAACACGCCCCAACACGCCUACCCACACCCCAACACACACCCCAACACGCCCCGCCUAACACGCCUAACACCACACCCCAACACGCCCGGUACCCACACCCCAACACGCCCGGUACCCACACCCCAACACGCCCGGUACCCACACCCCAACACGCCCGGUACACCAACACCCCGGUACACACCCCAACACGCCUGCAACACCCCAACACGCCCGUGUGUGAGGGCGUUCCUGCCCGCAGUGUGUGAGGGCGUUCCUGCCCGCAGUAGAGGGAGACUGUACUACUGCCGCGUGGAGCUGCCAGAACUGUUCAACGACCUGACGCACACCGACCUGACGCACACCGACCUGACGCACACCGACCUGACGCACACCGACCUGACGCACACCGACCUGACGCACACCGACCUGACGCACAUGCACACCGACCUGACGCACAACGACCUGACGCACACCUGA